Messenger RNA from Rhopilema esculentum, 4733 nucleotides. RefSeq lists its product as uncharacterized. Gene Ontology annotation, molecular function: protein-folding chaperone binding; adenyl-nucleotide exchange factor activity. Gene Ontology annotation, cellular component: membrane; cytoplasm; cytosol. The record is from RefSeq and is a predicted model, not a curated record. Lineage: Eukaryota; Metazoa; Cnidaria; Scyphozoa; Rhizostomeae; Rhizostomatidae. Gene Ontology annotation, biological process: protein stabilization.
UUAAGAUGUGCAUUGGUUUAUAGGAGUUAGAAUGACAACAGUAGUCGCCGCUGGCUAGAUGAAUGUAUAAAGUAAAGCGACACCUUUCGAAUUAAGAUUUAAAAUUUAGCUGGUUCUAUAAAGAAGACGGCCUUCUGACAAACCUGGGGAUUUCUCGUAAAAAUUUUGUUAGCUGAAUCAACGCUCGACAAUAUCCGAAAGAUUUUAAGUUGCUCAACAGUGUUGAAUUAUCUCGAUUGUGAAACCUCUGAAGGCCUAGGCAUUAUCAAGGAUAAAGAUGCAAGGCAGAUGUGCAUGUCAAUUUGUUGAAGUGAUAUGAAUCAGUUUUUUCAAUGGCCAGCAUCAGCCACCCAAGUCAGAAGUCAAGAGAGUUAUCAUUUUUUUGGAAACACAAACGAUGUGCAACAGAGCUCAGUUGAACAGCAAAAUCAAAGUGGUUAUGUGCAGCCUGGCUUCUAUAGAAAUGAUAGGAACCUUGUAGAUGUCUCUGCUCAGCAAAAUCCCAGUUUCUUCCAAGGAACAGAAUCAGGUCAAAUGUACUCUAGGUUUUGUCAUCAGCAACCUUUGGAGCAACAGCAACUAAGAGAUUUUGGCCAACUUCCACAGACUGUUCUGCAGACAAACAUGAAUGAGAAACCUCAGAUUGAUGCAUUCAUGUCAUCAGGACAGCAAUCAAACCAGACGCGACAAAUGUAUCAGAAUUUCAAUUCCCAGCCAGCGACUAGAAUGCCCUUGCAGGACAGGGAACAGAGAAGCUAUUUGGCCGAUGUAAGAAAUCCAUAUUCUCCAUUGUCAAAGGAAACACAAAGACAAGAAUAUCCUAUCAUGGACCGUCCUGUCUUGAACCAUCCUGCCAUGAAUCCCCCUAUGGGAACAUUCUCCCAAACAAGUAUUCCGCAAGAUGCAGUUAACCCAAACCAAUAUGGUACCCUCAGUUCUCAGUACAUAGGCGAAAGAAGGGCAGACCAGCACACGCCAUAUUCUGUGUUUCAAAGUAUUAAUCCUGCGGUUGUGCCCAAAGCAGAACCAGCAAGAUAUUCAAUUCCUUCAACAGUUGAUACAAGAGUGCUAUCGCAACAGAACAUUCAAAAUCAAAUUGGUCAAACUCAAGAAUUUUCACAGAUUCCUCAGCACCAACCCAAUUGCUAUCCAGCUAGACAUCAGAGUAGCUGGCAGAAUGACAAGCCCUUACCAGAUCACGUAUUGAGAAUGGUUAACCGAGGUCAAACUGGUCAUCCCUCACAGUCAUUUCCUCAUGACCUAAACAGCCCUUUUCUAUCCUCUUCUGGUACGCUAAAUACAGGUCUACAGGGGUCACCAGUGUAUUCUACCAGUAAUAAUGGUCCAUAUGUACCUAGUGACAUCCAGGUUACUCGGCACCCAGAACAACGCACCAAUAAAGGUGAAGAAUCUAUGAACCAAGUUGGUACAGGACAUUCACCAUUGCUUUUUUCAAGGACCCCACCUCCUCACUUUCAAGCACCACCAACCAACCAACAACAAGGGUUUCAAGAACAGCUACGUCCUGUUACCCCUGCUGGAGCCAGUUAUCAAGCAAAUACCAAUGUGAAUGAUUCACGGUAUCAAACUGUAACAUCCUUUAGAUCAGCUCCAUCUGUCUUGACUUCUUCAGGUCGCCCACCUUUAGUUAAUCCAGCAAGAGACACCAACGUCUUCUAUGUGCAGCCCCCUCUAAGACAAUUUAAUCCAAACCAUACAUCCCUUGUAAACCAGCGUAUGCCAAGCUCCAGCACACCAGCUAUGCAAGCCAAUUAUAAUUUUCAAGAUAGUCCAACAGUGCAGCGUUUUAAAAGCCCAAGCGAAAAUAAUCCUAUUUAUCCGCCACUACAAAGACAACCUUCUACUGGACAUUAUCCAGCCAGUGAUGCGAAUCCUAACGCUCUUCAAAGGAACCCAGAUAUAGUCAACAAGCUGAAUAGCCUGAACAUUCAAAACAGCUCAGGAUACGAAAACCGACCUUUUGCUCAGACUUUGCCAGUUAUGGAAACAAGCGCAAGCAGUGAAAGGCGCAUUGUGGAUCAACCUGAGAUUUAUGGUAGGCCACCAAGGAUACAGUCCAGUCAAGUAAAUGACUCUUUCAAUGGAACAGCGGGGUCGGGGCACCAACAUCCAGGCAAUUUCAAACCCCCUUACCCAGAACAAAGAGCUCAUUACCCGAACGUUGAAAGAAGUGUUUGGAAUCAGCCUCAAAGCCAAAUUCAGAAUCGACCAAAUAUUCAUUUAGGUGGUUUUGUCUCAAAUGCGAAUGGUCCGAUUAACCGAGUGGGCAAUGAAGGUUUUUCCCCAGUACAAAACAGUCAAAUGUGGCACUCUGGUAUGUAUCCUGCACCAAGUAAUCCUAGGCCUCCUGUUUAUGCCGCUAAUGCAAGCGAAACUCAUAUAAGAGCUCCGCCUCCAAGACACCUGGAUAUGAUGGCACGGCAGCUGUCACAUGACACUGGGUUUAUUCAGCAGCAGCCUGGGGCCACGGGCCAGCCUAUCGUCAUCAUGCCUGGCUACUCCAGUACUGUCUCCAACAACCGUGCACCGUCAGUUAAAUUUGAGCCUCGAAUUGAAGCGAUUUUAGAGCAUAUUAGCAGCAAAGAGGGUCCGUUGUACGACAAGUUGAAAAAAGUUGUUGCUGAAAUUUUCAACAUCCAAGAUGAGGUCUUCUCAUUUCGAGGUCGACGAGGUGACCAGAGUUACAUUCUGAUAGAGGAAAUGUUGACGAGACAACUGCUAGUGUUGGAUGGCGUAGAUUCACAGGGAAACGAGGAUGUGCGUCUGACUCGUAAGUCCAUCGUACGGCAAGUUCAGGGGUUGAUCAGCACUCUCGAAAGUAAGGCAAGAACAUAAUUUUACUGCUCCAAGCAAUUUGAGAGAAGUCUUUAUUCUCUAGAAGCAGAAUUUUGUAAUUUUAUUUCGUGUACUUUGAUUUUUUCAUCGAGCUGAAAAAUAUUUAGUAAAUUUAGCAUAGUGCUUUUGAAGUUCAGUUACGUUAAUUUCGUAUGAUACUUCGCGAAAGCAGUUUUCUUUCCUUCUUUCGUCCUGAUGGUUCAUUGGAUGGAAGCACUAGAAAUUCGAUUAUCAGCUUGGCGCUCAGAGAAUUCCUGUGUUUUUCACACAUCUCCAUGGUGGCAAUCUUAAUAAUUGAUUACCCUAAAGAAAGAAAAUUUCCAAAUGUUUGAUGUAGUACCAGUGCUUGCUGUUUAAAGACAAGUCGACUAAUGGACGCUGAAUGUAGGAUGUAGAUAGGAAAGAAUUUCCCAAUUUAUUAUAGAUAAACCUAGAUCUAUAGAGAAGGAACUCCAGUUUGCUAACAAGCUCAACCUUAAUGUGUAUUUAGCAAAUCAAGUUAUCUACAAUAGACGUAUGUUUGAGAAAAACAAUCGUAACGGAAAAAUAUUUCGUUUUCAUUAAGAAUCUGUUUGUGUUGACAAAAUUGUUUAGAAACUGUCAGUGUUUCAUACGUAAAGAAUUGCAAGUUUUUCUCCUGGAGCCUCCUUUAGAGUUUCCAAUCAUUAAUUAGUACUUCUAAUUUGUGAGAUUUGUAUUUUUGAUUGUUAAAGAUUUUUGUUUCACUUCAUCGACCUCAAAGGAGAUUGCAAUCCCAAUGACUCGAUGACGUCAUGUUAUGGUAUUGCUCUUUAUAGUUUUCAUAUAGUUGAAGGCUUAUUGAAACCUUAUGAAAAGUAUACAAAGUUCGUUAAACUUGUUACAAGUUGUCUGUAACAAGUUGUCUGUCGUAUGAAACAAACUCCCCUCCUCGUCCAAUCACUGGAAUUAGUUUACUUGCUUUACCUUAGUCAAUUUGCAAACGAUUUACCUUUACUCGCACUCUUAGAGAUUUUUCUUGGUGUUGUUUCCGGUGUAAUAUGCGUUUUGGUACCCUAUGCAAAAGUGUAACUUUGUGAAACGCAAUGUGUUUCAAAUCAUGUGAUUUCAUCCUAGUGCGAUAUUUGACACGCUAUGAGUAACAAAUGGAACAAAAUGCUUUUCAAGUUUAAAAUUUCACACCUGUCAAUCACGCAAACUUUUGAGUCGCCAUUAAUGUUGUACUUUUUUGCAUAAAUUUAGCAAGGUCGAUUGUUCUUUGCAUUCUGAAAAAUAUGAACCAGAAAAUUUUUGUACCCAGACCGGUUUGCACGCUAAAUUCCACCAUUCGUUUCGGUUCCCUAUUUUUUAAGUGCUUGGGUACAUUUUUCUAUAAACAAAAUUGUCACGCGUUUGGGCACCCGGACAGUUUUGCAUGCUAAAUUCCUCUAUUCUUUUUGUUACCCUAUUGUUUAAGUGCUUGGGUACGUUUUUGCAUAACUCAUAAUCAUGCGUUUGUUUACCCGGGCCGAAAUGCAUUAGGUUACCGAAACGCAUAUGACACCGGCUUUAUGAUAGAAGUUCGAAAAAUUUUAAAAAAGGCCACACGCUUCAAAGCAUGUUUAAUGAAGUAUUUUUGAAUAAAUGUGCAAAGAAAAGCUAAAUUUGAUCGCCUCCAGCCGAGAAAAAUCAUGAGCCGUCAGUAUAUUUUUUGCCCUGCCCAUUGCUUAAAUGAGAGCUAAAAUCAUUUGUUAGGGGCGGUGUGCAGCAAGAUCAGGUAAUUGUAACAGAUUGUUAUUUGAUUCAGUUGAACCACUAAAGUAACAUCGUGUUUAUUUAACUCUUUGACUGCGUGAAUUUUCAUUUUCAACCGAAGAAAAAUUUGUACAAUUAAUAAAUCUUAAGAAUGAAUUUUCAUG